Messenger RNA from Mya arenaria, 1324 nucleotides. RefSeq lists its product as uncharacterized. The record is from RefSeq and is a predicted model, not a curated record. NCBI's taxonomy places the organism in Eukaryota, Metazoa, Mollusca, Bivalvia, Myida, Myidae. The transcript is spliced from 4 exons. The coding region runs from base 184 to 657 and encodes 157 amino acids.
GAGGAGUAAACAAAAUUAAGUAUGCGUUAAACAUCACGAUUUAACGUGCUUUUUUAAGAAUAAAAUCAUCUAGUAGAACUAGUAGUGUUCUGAUCAAUCGCUUGUGUUAUGAGCAGGCGUGUGUGAAGUAUAUCUUAAAUUAACUCCCUACAGUUAAAACAAAAGUUUCAGAUUAUAUCAACCAUGGACCAGAAAGCCUCCUUCGUCCUCGCUGUGGUCUUCUGCUUCUGUCUCUUCGUCGUCCAUGCAGAAGCGUUCGACUGUUACUCGUGUUCCUACACCAUAUCCGGCGAUCCCUCAGUCGAUUACGUAUGCGCAAACGACUCCAAGGCGGCAUCAAAGGCUCUUCUUCCUUGCCAGACGCCCAACCAGUGCUACACAAAAGCGGUCUUCAACCUAGAAAGGACCCAAGUGCGUUCUGUCUACCGCUCAUGUUAUCCACCCCAGGAAUUGUGUACCGGGGCAAACUGCUGCGCGAUGGAAGGGGUUUACCCAGCGUGUGAACAGAAGUGUCGCACUGAACUGUGUAACUCGCUAAACGUGGAAUCAUGGCUUCUAGAGCCGACAACCAAAUCUCCCAAGGGUGCGGCAUCUUCCUUCAAAACCAACUCGUGGUUGAUUAUGUGCUCAGUUUCGCUGUAUUUGAGAUUGUUGUAAUUCACAUUUUGUUGAAUUCGAAAAUGACAGUAUAUAAAAUAGUUUUAAUUAAAGAAAUAUACCCCGUCAUCACUAUAAAACGAUGUAUUGUUUUUUUAAAGUGACACUCUUAUUCAAAAUCAAUACAUAAACAUGUAUAACAAACAUCAAUUUUGACUGAUAAACCUUUAACUACUUAGUAAAUAAUGCAUUUAUGGAAAUUAUUAAUUACUGCUAACAAGAUUGUAACCGUGUAUUUAAUAGCAGAAAGCUCAAAAAUAUUAAAUGAUUAGUGAACGCUAAAAUAUUUACUGUGGUUAACUAUAGUCUCAUAAGGUUGAUAUACCGUGUUUAAUGCUCAUUUCUUUCAAAUUUAACUCGGUAUCCUUCAUAAAAACAAUUGUUUUUGACAUUUGUUCAUCCUUUCUGGAAUAUUAAAACAAUAGUAUUUGUUGUGGUAAAUCUUAUCUGUGAGUAAGAGCGCAUCUUUAAGGGAAAAUGUCUAGUGUGACGUGUAUGUUGAAUAAGUUCAAAGACACAUUGUAAUAUAACGAUUGCAUUGUCAUAAUAUAAAGUUUCUAGUGUUUUGUGUUCAUUUUCAUUUAUUUUUUAAUUUGUGUUUUGAUACAAAUAAUAUGAAAUGCAUAAUGAAUAAUUACAAGUGAUUAUUAAACUGAAGAAAAAAACA